This is a messenger RNA of Quercus lobata, 1699 nucleotides long. It is a transcript of the gene QRT1, whose product is annotated as Pectin lyase-like superfamily protein. The record is from RefSeq and is a predicted model, not a curated record. Gene Ontology annotation, biological process: pectin catabolic process; cell wall modification. The coding region runs from base 362 to 1441 and encodes 359 amino acids. NCBI's taxonomy places the organism in Eukaryota, Viridiplantae, Streptophyta, Magnoliopsida, Fagales, Fagaceae. The transcript has 5 exons. Gene Ontology annotation, molecular function: pectinesterase activity.
UUGUACUUAUCCUCUUCUUCUUUGCAAUAACUGCACCACUUAAUAGUUUUUUUUCCAUAUAUAUAACUAGCAUGGUUUAUUCUUUCUGUUCUCAUGGUUGGAAUCUAGUAAGGACUUGCAAGAGACACUGCUACACUACGCUCCUAUAUUUAUUACUCUCACUUCUUUCACACCCCUCCAACUCCAAUACUUUGUGUAACUAUCAAAAAUCAAAAUCAAAGCCACCCCACUAGGAAAAAUAACAGAACUUAGAUAGAGAAAGGUCAAGGAAUUUUUCUGUUUGUUGUAUUUGCUUGUGUUGGAGCACUUUUUAACACUAAAAUCAGAGAUAUAUGAAAGUACUAUAUGUACUGGAAAGCUCAUGGGUUUAUCUGGUUUUAGUGCUUUUGUUAUGGUUGUCUUGGUGGUUUUGGAUGGUGUUCAAGUGGGAUUUGUGAAAGGUGAAAGCUUUGCUGAGAAUUAUAUUAGUUGGGAUGAUAUGAAGGUUGAUGAGCAUGAGGCUGGAUUGAACACUAGAUAUGAAUAUAAAGGAAGACGGAUUAUUGUGGUUGACAAGAAUGGUUGGGGAGAUUCUCAUACAGUUCAAGGAGCAGUUGAUAUGGUUCCAGAGCAUAAUACAGAAAGAGUAAAAAUUUAUAUUCAUCCAGGAAUAUACAGAGAAAAGGUACUUGUGCCAAUUACCAAGCCAUAUAUUUCUUUAAUUGGGAGCCAGGAUCAAACUGCAGUUACAAAAAUUACUUGGAACAAUAAAGCAUCAGAUAGAGACCGAAUUGGACUUCCACUUGGAACCUACAGAUCAGCUUCUGUGACCAUAGAAUCCGAUUACUUUUGUGCAACUAAUAUCACUGUUGAGAACACAGUAGUUGCAGUGCCUGGAGGAUUUGGAAUGCAAGCAGUGGCACUUAGAAUUGCUGGGGAUAAAGCCAUGUUCUAUAGAGUCAGGAUUUUGGGGACACAAGACACUCUCUUAGAUGACACUGGAUCACACUACUUCUACCAGUGUCAUAUUCAAGGAAGUGUAGACUUCAUAUUUGGAACUGCAAGAUCACUUUAUCAGGAUUGUGUCAUUCAAUCAACAGCCAAGAAUUGGGGAGCUAUUGCAGCUCAUCACAGAAAUUCACCAUAUGAAAAUACAGGGUUCUCUUUUGUAAACUGCACAAUCAGAGGAACUGGUGAAAUCUUAUUGGGAAGAGCUUGGGGUGACUAUUCAAGAGCAAUUUACUCAUACUGUGAUAUGGAUAAUAUCAUAUCUUCCUCAGGAUGGAGUGACUGGAGGCACCCAUCUAGGCAGAGGACAGUGGUGUUUGGGGAAUACCAAUGCAGGGGCGGAGGAGCAAAUACAAGAGGUCGGGUGCCAUGGUCCAAAUCUUUCAGUUAUGAUGAAGUUAGGCCUUUUCUGGACAGAAAAUUCAUAGAUGGAGACCAGUGGCUUAGACUGUAGUGCUUCUCCCACCUAGUUUGAUUGACUUUAAUCACUUCCCCAUCAUUAUCUAUUCAUUCUCAUAUACCAAGGACUCUCCAUGUCCUAUAAGGCUAAAACACUAUUUUUAAGGCACAAAUUUUGAUCCUUUUUCUUCUUCUUUUUUUGCUCUAUAUCUUGUAAUGCAAACAAUAAGGAUAGUCCAGAUGGUGUAUGCAAAAACUGUCGCCUAAUUAUUCACAUUGUAAUAAGACAUGAUAUAUAUUCUUUACUUGAGUC